Messenger RNA from Bicyclus anynana (squinting bush brown), 1275 nucleotides. RefSeq lists its product as uncharacterized. Lineage: Eukaryota; Metazoa; Arthropoda; Insecta; Lepidoptera; Nymphalidae. The coding region runs from base 139 to 1188 and encodes 349 amino acids. The record is from RefSeq and is a predicted model, not a curated record. The transcript is spliced from 2 exons.
GGACACAAUGUUUGGCAAUGUGCAGCAUUUUAAUUCAGUUGUUCAUGCCUUGUGCCGUGCGUUACAUCGAAUCUAAUCCCUUUCCUGACGAUCGAUAAACCUACCCCUACCCUUUCCAAAAACAGUGACCUGUGAACGAUGGGACUACUCAUGUCAGUAGCUAUAUCAUAUAUCGGUUUCCAUGAAGCGUUUGAGUGCAUGAAACACAUAAUCAGUGGAAUUGUGCCGGACACAGAACCGAAUUUCAAUGAACUGGUCGACUAUUAUACGCGACUGCUUCAAAAGUCGGCGAACUCACCACGGGAUUGGACCAGAGGCUGCGGUCUUGGCUAUCUCUCUCUAACCGAAGACAAAGAUGGAAGGAUAAAUUUAGCGCAAGUCAAAUACUAUGAUCAGCAACACAAUACAACAGCUCUGUUAUUUUCCACAAAAAUCUCCAGCUUCGGACAGGAUACCAUAGAUGAAAGCACUCAAACAAAUGGAGAUAUAGGAACAGAUGGAUACCUCCCUACGAAGACAAAGACAAUAAUAUCAGACACUGAUGAUUCAUUCAGUGUCGGUCAAAAAAUCAGAUCGACGACGCCUACGCGCCAAUCGCCAAACACUUUCGGUCGUCCAGGAACUGAUGAAUAUGAUGCCAAUCGAAAACUUACAUGGGAAUACACCCCCAAAGAGAAGAGUCCCAAACCUUCAUCACCCCCAGAAAUACAGUUUGAAUCGUACAGCGGUAACCAAAACGGAGAAAUAGUAUUGAGCGACAAUUUUUUAAGAUCUCUUGACGGAAUUAAGUAUCGACCGCUGCAACGACACGAUCCGAGCGGCAGACGGAGGUCAUUUAGAAAACGAGCAUCUUCAUCUUCGAAUUCAUCGAAAGAAUCGCGAGCUUCGCGAGAAGAAGAAGUUAAAAUGUUCACAUCGCUCGAAGAAGCUGAGUUCAAAAACAUGAAUAAAGAUGAGAAUUACAGUGGAUUUGGAAGUGCUCCUAAUCUAGCGGCGCGUUCUUAUUCCAGAAGUCGAUCGAGAGAGAAAUCGCGGAGCCCCGUCGUUGACGAACGGAUAGACGAAGCGCGCGCGGUCGUCAAGGAUAAUCCGGUAUCGAGGUCCUUUGAAGAGAAAAGUGAAACGAAAAUCCCCGAGGUAACUGAGGAAGAAGAAGAAAUUGAUUUUUGGGGAAAUGUGGAAGAUUAGAAGCGCUUACUCUAACGCAGCACGUUCGCAACACCGCUUUAUUUAUAAACGAGCAUGACUGAUUUGAAUAAAAAUUGUUGAUUCCUC